GUUUGCAGAAAACGGGAGGGCUCCUGAAAUGCCUGAGCCGGCCAAAUCCGCUCCUGCGCCUAAAAAAGGCUCCAAGAAAGCCGUGACCAAGACCCAGAAGAAGGGCGACAAGAAGCGCAAGAAGAGCCGCAAGGAGAGCUACUCCAUCUACGUGUACAAGGUGCUGAAGCAGGUGCACCCCGACACGGGCAUCUCGUCUAAAGCUAUGGGCAUUAUGAACUCCUUCGUCAACGACAUCUUCGAGCGCAUCGCCGGCGAGGCCUCUCGCCUGGCGCACUACAACAAGCGCUCCACCAUCACGUCGCGGGAGAUCCAGACGGCCGUGCGGCUGCUGCUGCCCGGCGAGCUGGCCAAGCACGCCGUGUCCGAGGGCACCAAGGCUGUCACCAAGUACACCAGCUCCAAGUAGUGCGUUUCUCAUCAUCAGUUAACCCAAAGGCUCUUUUAAGAGCCACCCACAUAUUCACUUAAAGAGCUUUAAGCACUGUUUGGUUUUGGUUGGCUUUUUUUGUUCGUUUGCUUUUAAAGCAGUGUAUGAAGUUUGAGAUGUGUUAAACCACAUCCCUCAGAGCUUGUAACGCUUAAUCUGUUUCAAUUAGCUUGCAUCUUUAGCAAAUGUAUUAGCUUACAUACAUUGAGUUUCCCAGAGCAUCGGUGUGUAUGCUUUUAUCUUACAUGGCUAUACAGAACUAAUUCAUGCUACUUGAGCACAUUCGCCCCAGAAAAUAAAGUGAUGGGGAAAUAAAUGCAACUAACCA
Molecule: messenger RNA, 758 nt
Organism: Pogoniulus pusillus (Red-fronted tinkerbird)
Lineage: Eukaryota; Metazoa; Chordata; Aves; Piciformes; Lybiidae
Product: histone H2B 1/2/3/4/6
Exons: 1
Coding region: 29-409 (126 amino acids)
Cellular component (GO): nucleosome
Molecular function (GO): protein heterodimerization activity; DNA binding; structural constituent of chromatin
Source: RefSeq, a predicted model, not a curated record